AUGUCGAGCAACCCAAUACAUAUGCCUGGCAUGAUCAGUUUUGACCCAGAACCUAGUCGAGCUUCACCUGCUCCAAGCAUGGUUAUGAGAGGAACACCUGUGCUUUCACUCGCUCCUCCUGGCGUUGGAGGAAGAAUUGAUGAAGAGGUAGAAGGCGAAGAUGAAUUGUUACCAGCCAUGGCGGACGAUGAUUAUUCCGCACAACUUUCGUGGCAGAGUCAGUCAAAGGACAAUUUGAAAGUCCUUAUGGAUAACUUCAGUCCCGCCCAGUAUGAGCGCUUCGAGGCUUAUAGGCGUCAUGCUCUUCCCAAGCAGGCCGUUCGUAAGGUCAUCCAGCAAUCGUUGGGUCAGCAGGUAUCCCAGCCUGUUGCACAAAUAGUAGCUGGCUUUGCCAAGGUUUUCGUCGGUGAGAUAGUGGAGAAAGCUCGUGCCGUCCAGUCACGUCGGGGAGACGUUGGACCUUUGUCUCCGGACCAUCUUCGCGAAGCGUACAGAAUGUAUCAAAUGGAGACUGGUCGUGUGGGUGCUGCCAGACCUCUCCGCUCAAAGAAGCUUUUUGUGAAAUAA
This is a messenger RNA of Pleurotus ostreatus (oyster mushroom), 567 nucleotides long. RefSeq lists its product as uncharacterized. Gene Ontology annotation, biological process: transcription initiation at RNA polymerase II promoter; RNA polymerase II preinitiation complex assembly. The transcript is spliced from 4 exons. Lineage: Eukaryota; Fungi; Basidiomycota; Agaricomycetes; Agaricales; Pleurotaceae. Gene Ontology annotation, molecular function: protein heterodimerization activity; transcription coactivator activity. The record is from RefSeq and is a predicted model, not a curated record. Gene Ontology annotation, cellular component: transcription factor TFIID complex; nucleus. Bases 1 to 567 code for a protein of 188 amino acids.